Messenger RNA from Dermacentor silvarum, 4509 nucleotides. RefSeq names its product transcription initiation factor TFIID subunit 4-like. The transcript is spliced from 21 exons. The coding region runs from base 30 to 3077 and encodes 1015 amino acids. The record is from RefSeq and is a predicted model, not a curated record. Gene Ontology annotation, biological process: transcription initiation at RNA polymerase II promoter; DNA-templated transcription. Gene Ontology annotation, cellular component: transcription factor TFIID complex. Gene Ontology annotation, molecular function: protein heterodimerization activity; RNA polymerase II general transcription initiation factor activity; DNA binding. Lineage: Eukaryota; Metazoa; Arthropoda; Arachnida; Ixodida; Ixodidae.
GUACUUUAUUUUUCAGUUGUAACUCGAAAAUGGCGUCAGCCAAGUCUCUAGAGGAAAUGCUAACCACAGAUGUGGACGAGUCAGUAGUAAGCGAAUUAGUAGGGUCUUUAGAGUCACAACUCUCAUCUUCUGGGAUUCAUGCUCCAAAUCAAGAACUCAGCGUCAGUUCAGCAACCACGAAUCACGUCAAUAGUGUGCCAGUUUCGGACGGUCUCCAGCGCCUGCAGCACGACGGACAAAAACACGGUGUGGCUGCAGCGCUUGCAAAUUCAUGCCCAAGCAUCGUGGUGUCGAGCUUUGGAAAGACGAUCGCGACCACGUCUCACAUUGUUGGCGUUAGUAGUUGCGCUUCUUCUCCUGCCAGUUCUACGAACACUGUGAUGGUGACUUUGCCUGGCGCUCUCCCAGCUAGUGGCUACAUAAACCAAGUUACUGGCACGACGCAGCAGGCUUUGCUGAACACAUCGCUUGUGCGCCCGAUCAGCAACUCGGACAUAAAGAUUGUGUAUUCACCACAGGGCCACUUUAACGCGGCUAAUCUGGCUGCCGUCAAUAACGCUGUUAUCCAACAACGGGGAAAUGUGAAAAUACAGGGUGUCCCGAACGGAAGCACCGCUAUCCGUUCCAGCCCGCAUACGCCCGCCACAACUCCUGGACUCAGUGCCAUUCACAAUCUGGCGAACGUUGCUUCGCAGCAGACGCCUCUCAUCAUCAGCCAACCGGCCAAACCGCGCAUCGUCGUAGACCCGAAGGAUCCGAAGGCCGCAUUCAAGCCGCAGAUCCUCAUCAAGCAGGAGCCGCCGGCUGCCUCGGUUGGCCAAGAGUUUCUGCGCUGUUCGUCACCUGCUGCGGGCGUCAUUCAGGCGUCAAAAGCCGGUCCACAGCCCGUUAGCGUUGUCACGCAGGUUGUGUCCAGUCCGAGCAUCCUACCGCCUGGUGUGCAGAUCGUCAACGUGAACCCUGGCCGGCCCGGAGCGCCAGGCGUCGUCGGCCAGAAGACGCUGGCGCCCCGGGUCGUCAUCGGCAGCCCUGUGCGGUUGGCUCCGCAGAUGCUGGCUGCCCGUCCAGGAGCUCCGUCCGUUCAGAGAUACCGCUACCAUAGGCCUCCUGAACAUGACUGUCUUACUUCCAAAAGGUGUCCAUUAAUGAACACGAUCACACUUCAGCCGGGCAUGAUGCGUGGCACCCUGCUUGUGAAAACAGAAAAUGGGCAACUGCAGGUCGUCAAUGUGGCCCCCAGCCUGCCACCAAACUCUUCAGCUGCAAGUAUGUCAGGAGCGCCCACUUACCGGCUGCAGUCUGUACAGAAUUGCAGACACCAAACUCCUCUAGUUCGCCGUGCUCCUAUUCACGAGCACAUGAAACAGGCAUGGCCGCAUCUUCCGAACCUUGGGACCCAACCUGUGCAGCAGCUUCAAGGCAGAAAAACAAAUGCAACGCCAAUGGUGGGUACAGUCCUGCAGCAAGGUCAGCCAAGUAUCAACAUUGUGCCUACAGUGCCCAGUAGCACCCCUAUCCAAACACUGGGGCAGCCACUGCAACAGCAGACCGUCACGGUUAAGGUGGCAGCCACUACUACUACAGCUUCUGUUACACAGCCUCUCACCAUUCAAACAACUGUUGCUAACAGCCAGUCUGCUGCCACAACCCCAUCUCAGAUGUCACCAAACACUGCCAAGAAAAAAUGCAAGAAUUUUCUGUCCACUUUGAUACGGCUUGCUAGCGAUCAGCCGGAACAAGUUGCCUCUAAUGUCAAGGGUCUCAUCCAGGGGCUCAUUGAUGGAACGAUUCAGCCUGAAGACUUCACAAAUCAGCUUCAAAAGGAGCUUAAUUCUUCGCCACAGCCAUGCCUUGUACCUUUUCUAAAAAAAAGCCUUCCAUACCUGCGACACUCUCUUAUGACGAAAGAACUCACCAUCGAAGGAGUGCGGCCACCACCACAGGGUGCAGUUACGCUGCCAUCAACACCUACCAUUAUCCCGAAUAUCCAGCAAGUGGCUGGAGUGGCGCGGCCAGCGGUACCUCAUGCGACAACACAGGUACGGGUGAUGACACCAACAACAGGUGGCCUGGCAGCACAGCUGGCUAACACAGCAAACAUCCAGGGUGUCCUGGCACAACACCAGCGGCUGGUCACGCCACGACCAGCGACAACAGUUGUAGCUCCUGGUACGAAAAGUUUGUUGGUGGCCAAGACAAGCAACUUGACUGCAGCUUUGUCACCAGCCACAGUUGGAGCAUUGCAGACCAAGGUGGCCACACCUGUACCAACUAGGACGCCUGUCACUGCCCUCAAAGAAAAACGUACCUACUCUUCACUCAGGGAUGAUGAUGACAUCAACGAUGUGGCAGCUAUGGGUGGUGUCAACCUUGUUGAAGAAAGCCAGAGAAUUCUUGCAUCUAAUGCCGAGAUUGUUGGAACACAGAUAAGGUCCUGUAAGGAUGAGAACUUCCUCUUCACGAACCCUUUGCAAAGGAGGAUCACAAGCAUAGCUGUCAAAUACGGCAUUGAAGAAAUCCCAUCAGACGUUGUUGCCCUAAUUUCCCAUGCCACACAAGAACGGUUAAAAACGCUUGUGCAGAAGCUGGGUAUUGUGGCUGAACAUCGUCUUGAAAACAUCAAGACUGAUUCUCGAUAUGAAGUGACUCAAGAUGUGAAAGCACAGCUCAAAUUUCUGGAAGAAUUGGACAGGUUAGAGAAGAAAAGGCAUGAGGAGCAGGAGAGAGAGAUUUUGCUUAGGGCUGCAAAGAGUCGGUCGAAAAUGGAGGAUCCGGAACAGCUCAAGCUAAAGCAGAAGGCAAAAGAGAUGCAAAAGGCAGAAAUGGAGGAGAUGCGGCAAAGAGAGGCGAAUAUGACGGCCCUCUUGGCCAUUGGUCCGCGGAAGAAGCUGAAGACAGAAAAUAGUGGGAAUGCAGGGGCUGGCCUCGGCACUGGUUCCGGCCUCAGCAACUCAUUCUCAAAACUUCCGAUGCGGCCAAGAGUGAAACGAGUCAACUUGAAAGACAUAUUGUUCCUCAUGGAGCAAGAGCGGGACAGCAUACACAGUACGCUGCUGUAUAAAUCCUAUCUCAAAUAGAAAGUGGCACACAUGCAAUUGCACCUUGGACACACAGUGGCUUUCCACCUAGAAACCACCAGCUCUCAGUGGACCGAGUGCACACUUCUAAAUGUUUCAUCCACUGCCCACCCUGAUAUGUUGACUUGUGCCAGCCAUGUCUCAAUUGCUGCCAGUUUAGCAGUACACUUUGUUUGUUUGUACAUUGUUCUUUUACUUUCUUGUUGUAAGGUCUAGAUUUUGUGCAAAAAACAAAGUGGGAUGAGCUCUGCAACAAGCUGCAUUUCAAGAAAUAAUGUUACAUGUUUUCUGAAGUGGAUUUGUAUUGUCAUAUUGUCUUGCACAGAUGCAGGGAAAAAUGGAUCGAAUUGAUUUUUAAGCCGGCUAAGGUGAUCCUUAAUUGUAGCAUAUACAAGUGUAUUGCUGUUUCAAAGGUUCUUGUCAUGGUCUUCCAUGGUUUGUUUAGCUUAUUGACAGAUUUGUGCAUCACUGAAAUGCUAUUUUUUGUGUAGUGUCCAGGCUGCAUCUGGCAAGAAGCAUACUUUUUUUUUUUUUUUUGUAUGCAAUGACAUGGCAAGCUCAAGAAAUUUGAAUGCUAGCUUGUGUCUGCUAAAUGUCUAUUCUGUUAACUGCAGAGUGCUCCUUGUCUACUUAUGUACACUUGUUAUUCUUUUUCUUCUUUCUCCUGUCCUGCACAUUGUAUAUAUGUUUAUAUUGCAAAUAGUAAUAUCUUUAUAUGUACAAGCCUUUUUGAUUUUUUAAACCAUGUAUAGGUUAUACUUUAUUUUACACAGGAGUCUUUUGUGCUGUCGUAACUUCUGUGAUAAGAUGUAUAAAUUUCUCAUGCAAGAGCAAAGAAAGAAAUGAGGCUUUGCAAAAUUGUAGAGUGUUGGACUGUUUUUAAACUGAUGCAACUCAACUCCAUGCAGUGGUAUGUUGAUUGUAUCAUGCCCUUCUUCUCAUGCUUUUCUUUGGCCUCUUUACCACCACCCUGUCUCUUGUUUACUUUACAUUGGGUGCUGUUCAGAAGUUCUUGCAUUGGUGCAGCGUCUGCUGUAGGUAGGACUGACCAUGUCAAGCUUUUCCCAUCUGCAAACAAACUGCAAUGGAUACUGCUUGUAAAUAUCAUUCUUAUGCUCUUUCAAAACAUAAUGUGCACUGUAUAUGUAAGUUCGCCACAUGCAUAAAAUAAGCUUUUGUUUUAGUUCACAAACACAUCAUGUUAACCUUUGAUACCAGAUAGUUAGCUUAUAUUUCAUAGUUGCUUGUAAAUUACGAAGAAAUAACCAUAUGUAUGCACAUGUUUAAAGAGAUAUUUAAUAAGAUUUUAUUGUUGAGGGGACACGGUCCUUGAAGGAAUUUGUAAUUACUGUGUGUUUUCAAACUGUAAUGUAAUUGCAAUGGGACUUUUUUAUGCUAAAGUCGUUCCUGCAUAAAGAAUGAGCAUGGUACA